Molecule: messenger RNA, 2212 nt
Organism: Galeopterus variegatus (Sunda flying lemur)
Lineage: Eukaryota; Metazoa; Chordata; Mammalia; Dermoptera; Cynocephalidae
Gene: RGS16
Product: regulator of G-protein signaling 16
Exons: 5
Coding region: 1-609 (202 amino acids)
Source: RefSeq, a predicted model, not a curated record
AUGUGUAGGACCCUGACUGCCUUCCCCACCACCUGCCUGGAGAGAGCCAAAGAGUUCAAGACACGCCUGGGGAUCUUUCUUCACAAGUCAGAGCUGGGCUCUGAUACUGGAAGUGUUGCUAAGUUUGAGUGGGGCAGCAAACACAGCAAAGAGCGUAGAAACUUCUCAGAAGAUGUGCUGGGGUGGAGAGAGUCGUUUGACUUGCUUCUGAGCAGUAAAAAUGGAGUGGCCGCCUUCCAUGCUUUCCUGAAGACAGAGUUCAGCGAGGAGAAUCUGGAGUUCUGGCUGGCCUGUGAAGAGUUCAAGAAGAUUCGAUCGGCUACCAAGCUGGCCUCCAGGGCUCACCGGAUCUUUGAGGAGUUCAUUUGCAACGAAGCCCCCAAAGAGGUGAACAUAGACCACGAGACCCGGGAGCUGACGAGGACGAACCUGCAGGCUGCCACGGCCACGUGCUUUGACGCGGCUCAGGGCAAGACUCGCAUCCUGAUGGAGAAGGACUCCUAUCCACGCUUCCUGAAGUCGCCCACCUACCGGGACCUGGCUGCCCAAGCCUCGGCUGCCUCUGCCUCUCUGUCCAGCUGCAGCCCGGCCGAGCCCUCGCGCACCUGAGCCUCCGUGGCAGGGAGGAAGCCAGCCGGGAAGAGAGGUGGAGUCACCCGUCCCCGUGUGGGAGGCAGGUUCUGCAGAGCAAGAUCGAGAGGAUGGUGAAGGAAAGAGCAGAUCCAGCAGCCUUUUGCGAACAGCACCCUCUCCUUCAGAUACUGUGGGACUUGAAUCUGUGCAUGAGAGUGUUCCCACUUCCAGGUCCUGAGGAUAAGGGCUGGCUAUGGGGAUCACAUGGGGCUUCUGGGGAAAAGAACGGAGGCUCAGGAAUUAGCACUGGCUCUGGUCCUUCUCAGUGGGGCAAGGGGAUAUCCAGGUGUGGUUUAGGAAACAUGGAUAAAGAGAAACUUGGAAACAAAAGGGGGAAAGACCACCAAGAUGAGCUGUCAGUUGACUCUAGCUUCCUGUUUUCCUAAUUUCCAGCAUGUUCUGGGCACAGAGGGAGCCAUGGGUGUGGAGUCCUCCUGUUCUGCCCUCCUCACCUGCCUCGGGGCUCCCUCGGGCUCCCUCAGCUCCUUAACAUGCCUGUGUGUCCAGCCUUGCUGUCAUCAAGGCCAGCAAGCCGAUGUGUCUCUUGCCCAAAAUGAGAUUUUUGUACUUCAGAAACUGGAGUCUGAGGCCUUUCCAAGUCAGUAGAGAGCCCUUGAAAAGAGGCCAUCUCGCUCGAGUGAAAUCUGUCUUGGUGCUCAUGGUGACCUCUUGCAGAUGGCCCCACGGAGGGGCUUCCUGCAGGAAUGUGUCCUCAGCUCUGUGCUGCCCUUGAUGGUGGGGGGGAGGCAUGAAAAGAAAGGUGGAGGCCUUGGGUGGCUAGUCCACGCUCCUGCCUGGCAGUGUGGAAUGAAAGAGAAAAGGUUUGUAAGAAGCAAACCUCUUGGCAAUUCCUGAAAGUCCUGCUCAAAUCAAGCCAGUGUUUUUUGUGGGUAUGAGAACAGGGAAAAAGAGACACCCCAGAGUGGGAGGGGAGCUUGUGUUUUUUUCCUGUGAACAUGAGGUGCACCACUGGAGUGUCGGGAGAGACAGGACAGGAACCACAGUGGCCCUGCGAUAGAAUGUAGACGUUGGGAGUGAAGUUGGGGAGAAAGGCUGCUGGGAACAGCAGGACUGGGGGAAAUCAGAACCUGCCUGUCACCUCAGGGCAUCACCAAACAAACAUUUUGUGCUGGGACUUCUUGCACAAGAGCCCAAGCUGGGGAGGUGAAUUAACCGGGACAAGCCCUUAUGCCCCAGGGUAAUCAACACUGUUCUCUCUGCACUGUGAGCUCCUCCAGGAGAAAAUUAUUUAAGUAUAAUGUAUCGUUGCUUUGUGCCAAUUGUCCUAGCGUAUUAUUUUUGUUAUUUUUGUUGCUGUUAUUUAUUGUAAUUUCAGUUUGCCUCUGCUGGAGAAUCUCAGCGGGAGUUGCAGCCUGACUGUCUCCCUCCCUCCACCAGACUCUACCUCUUACCCUGCUGGGAACCUCUGAGCACCUGUCAGGAACUCCUUGCUGUUUAAAUAUUUAUUUAUUGUUGACCAAUGGAGCUGGUUUCCGAGAUAUGAAUGAUGUACACAAUCCCCAUUUUCCUGUUUCAGCAUGUUGUAUUCUUGUAAAAUAAAAACAAAACUCAAAUAUGA